Molecule: messenger RNA, 7123 nt
Organism: Drosophila eugracilis
Lineage: Eukaryota; Metazoa; Arthropoda; Insecta; Diptera; Drosophilidae
Gene: lilli
Product: AF4/FMR2 family member lilli
Exons: 10
Coding region: 1-5007 (1668 amino acids)
Biological process (GO): regulation of gene expression
Cellular component (GO): super elongation complex; nucleus
Source: RefSeq, a predicted model, not a curated record
AUGGCACAGCAGCAGCAACAACAACUUCAACAGCAACACCACACCAGCAGCAACAACAACAACAGCCUUCUCCUUCUUCAGCAACAACAGCCCCAACAACAACAACAACUAGAGCAACUACAGCAAUACAAUAACAAUUUGUUGUAUAGCCAAAAUUAUAACAUGGAGGAGUACGAGCGGCGGAAAAGACGUGAGCGUGAGAAAAUCGAGCGACAACAGGGCAUACAGAUUGACGAUCGGGAGACUAGUCUAUUCGCAGAGCCGCGACGACUGACUGAGGAUGAUGCGGAGAUUACCGCAGCCCUGGGCGAGUUCGUCGAGGCGCGGGUAUACAUUAAUCAGUCCACUGUGGGGAUCAGUCGAAGUGCGCCCGGCGCCGGCAAUCCGCGCCUGCAGGCGCCACUGCCGCCGCAAGCCAAGUCCCUGGGCCAUUCACCCUCCUCCGCCUCCUCAUCAGCAGGGUCCACAUCUGCAACCUCAGCGCUGCCCGGUCAGCAACAGCACUACCAGCAACAACAGCGGCCGCCGACGUAUCUGAAGCAGGCGGACAACAAACCGCCCUACAAUGGUCGAGGCGGUUAUCCUGGCCAGCCCAUGAAGAACGACAUUCCGUCGAGUAGUGGCAUGGCCCCUCCUCGCGGCCCGCCCAGAUCCAGUUCCAGCAACAGUAACUCGUCCAGCGCCACAAACAAUGCCAGCAGCGGCGGAGUCCCAGCCAGCACGCCGCUGGGGCCGCCCCUAUCCACGCAGAUGCCCAAUGGGCGGGAGAAAUCUUUUCUUGGACCACCACCCCCAGCGCUUCACAAUGGCACCGCAGGACGAUUUGUGCCGCCAGCGGCCAAUAAACGACCAGCAGCGGGUCAACAACCGCCACCACCGGAGAAGGACGUCAACAAGAUAAUCAGCGACAUUGCAAGCACCUUCUGGGUGACGCCUCUCACAUUGAUAGCGGCCACGCCACAUGCACCAACGCGGGAGAACUACAACCUGACCGCGCCCAACAAACAAAAGUAUGCAAUUGACAUGAUCGGCUCCCCUCCCUCUGCGGAGCCUUCGUCGCUGAUGACGCCACUUUUCCCUCCUAUCGCGCCAAUAUCCUCGCCCAUCGCCCCCCUGUUAACAACACCGCCACAGGCUAGCCAAUUGCCCUUGGGCGGAGCAACAAGUGGGACGACAUCUGGAGAGACUUUGGCGCCGCUGCUUCAACUGCCACCCACUCCGCCCAAAGCAGCUACCGUAGUCACGUCGCCGCCAUUGGCCAAGCCGCUCAAAAUGGAAAAGAAUCACUCGCUGGAGAAGCAAGACUCCUGCCUGGAAAACGAUCUGGAGUUGUCCGAAUCAGAGGAUGAACAGAAAAAGAAGGAAGGUCGAUCGGCGGGCAACAGCAGUAACAGUUCAGAGUCCGAUUCCAGUGAGUCGGGCAGUGAGUCGAGCAGCAAGAACGAUCUACAGCACCAUCCAAACCACCAACAGCAGCAUCACCAACUGCAGCAGCAGCCAUCUAUCCAGCAGCAACAGCAGCAGCAGCAGCAAGUCCUCCAGCAACAGCAUCGGCCCCAACCACUGACGUCCAACGGGGCCCAGAAUAAGAAAUACAGGCAUGAGAUCAUUGCCCGUGGCAGUAAUACAAUAACAGGACUGCUCAGCUCCAGUGGAUUUGGAAGCGGCAAUGGUGGAUCAUCUGGUGUAAACUCCAAUGUAGCUGUCGGCGCAGGGAAUGGAUCAGUUGGCACUCUGAGCAGUGGAGGCAGUUCGUCGAACAAGACGCCAUCGCCCACGGAAAGCAACAAGUGGAAUCUGAGUCGGUUUUUCCACAAACCCGCCAACCAGACAAAUUCCGAAAGCGUCUCGCCCGGCAAUGUAAGCAUGAAGGUGCCAGGCAUCCUGCCAGGGGGAGCCCAAAUCAUACCCGAGUCCAUUGAUGUGACCACAGCCAUUGUUAAGAACGAAAAGAUCCACGACGAUCACAUGGCCAUGGAAGAAGGUGAGGAGGAGGACGACGAAGAGGAGCAACAAAUACGCUAUGGAGGUGGCCUUAGUGUCACCCCGGUGGCGGUGAAAAAGGAGGCCAUCGACGCUGUUUCAGAGAUGGCAUUAGGAGCGAUACCAAAAACCCAAAUCAAACGCGAGACGGCGGAGGCACUACACUCAGCCCGACUCUCGGAUUCCGGAACCAGUGCUAGUGGAAGCUCCUCUAGCAGCAGCAGUAGCUCGGACAGUGCGACUGGCGGGGAUGUGGUCCCCAUGCCGGGUCCCGGAGAAACUCUUCAGCUGCCCGGUGUUCCAGCUGCCAUCACAACGGUUAUGCGAGUACCACCGACGCAGUCACAGAAGGUACCACCGAGUAACAGCGUCACCCUUAUGCCCAUUCUUCCGCUGCCCACAUCACCAAAACAGCGACAAAAGAAGCCUCGGAAGAAAAAGGCGGUUACAAGUGCCCCCAUUCUGGACUCGAGCGAUGACGAUGAGCCGCCAGCCAAGCACCCUGGACUGGAUCAUUCUGCUGUUUCAGUUCAAACUCAGCCCGCGGCGGAUACGGUGAAAAAAGGACGCGGACGACCGCGAAAACAACAACAAAGUGGUGGUAGUGGAAACCUGAGUAGUGCAUCCGCCGGAAGCAGCUCCCAGACUAAAGGCCCAACGCUGACUGCUGCUAAAAAGCCUCUCGCCAAAACACCGCUGGCCAUGAGCAGGGCGAGGAAACGCGAACAUUCCAGCCAGAGCAGCUCCAACGGUAAUACGCCCACCAAAAAGGUUGCCACCCCUCAUUUGGUAGCCGCUCCUAUGAAACCGGCAAGUGUUAAUGCUGGCAGUAGCAGCUCCGACGACGACAGUUCUUCGAGCGCAGGAUCCAGUUCCAAGUCGAGCAGUUCCUCGAGCAGCAGCGAUGACACGGAAACCCAAAACACAAAUUGCCGGAUAGUCAAGCUGAACAAAACUGGCGCCGUGCAAAAGAAGGCGCUGCUGGGCAGCGGGAGUAGUUCACCUAGCAGUGACAGCGAGCCGGAAGAUCAGGGCAGAAACCAGGUUGGAAGUGGACAGUCGCUUUCACAGCAACUGCCGCCCUAUACGCCGCUGCCAAUCAGUCAGCAUAGCCAGCAGCUAAGCAGUUCCGACAGCUCUUCAUCGAGUGGAGGCUGUGGAGGCGGCGGUGGUGGCAGCAGCAGCAGCGGCGAGGAGGAUGAGGCGCGCCGUGAAAAGGAGCGUGAACGAAAACCGAAGAGCGAUAAAAACAAGAUAAAUACGUUGACGAGGAUAUUUAAUCCGAAGGAGGGCGGCGCCAAGAAGCAAGGCCAGGUUGUGAUCGUGGAUCUGCAGGAGGAGCAGCAGCAGGGCAAGUUGGAUGCGGCGGCACAGCCACCACAGGCACCAACUGCAGCCGCUGCCGCAAUCAUGACGAAGCAUCGGAUGACGCCCUCGCAGCAACAGCUGGGAGGCAGUCUGGCCUCCCCAGCGAGGACAACCACGCCACACCUCACCUCUUUGAUAUGCAAAAUUGAUCUAAGCAAGCUUUCGCGGGAGCGGAUUAUGCGCCUCAAGAAACUUACUCCCGCCCAGCAGAAUGGCCAUCUAACGCCCAAGGAUCAGGCGACGAAUGCGGUUCAUGUGCCCAAUGGCUAUGCCGGUGACACAAAUUCUGUGACCAAGGUGAAAAACGAGCAUCCGGUGAAACCGGAGCCCGAGCUAGACGCUGGUUACGAGUCCAAAUUUAAGCCCGGCAACGUCAAGCAGGAGUUCCAACUUAAGCAGGAGCGCGAUCGGGAUAGGGAGAGAGAGCGAGAACGGGAAAGAGAGCGUGAGCGCGAUCGUGAACGUGAGCAGCCUCCUGGGCGACGGCGGAAACGCAGCUCUAGUUCCGGUUCUAGUCCCUACAAGGAAAAGAAACGGAAAAAGGAGAAAAGCGACCAAGUACAGAUCGGCAAAGAACUGCUGCCAGUGCCCGUGCUUUUGCCCUCCAACAACCACGAGCGAAUGUCCAACCAUGAUCGCCUUUCCUACGACAAGCUCCAGUUGCUUCACGAAGACGCGGCAGCUGCUGCUGUUGGCGAUGUGUCCGCUCCAAAUGGCAGUCCCAGCAAAAAGCUGCUGGCGAUGUCACCGCUACCGCCUCCGCCGACGGUCUCUGUGGCGCCUGCCACCUGCAACGAAGCGGUGCAGACGACACCACCUUCGGCAACGGCAUCUUCUGCGACAGCGGCCUCGGCUGCCCCGGCCCCUGCCACGCGGUUGAUCUAUCACUCCUACUUCGAUCGCGAUGUGGAGCAAACCAGUGACGACCCUAGAAAAAACAAUCACUUCCUCCAGGAGGCCAUCAGACGAAAGCAUGCUGCCGACUCGGAGCGUGACUCUUUCAACCAGGUGACCUUGUAUCUAGAGGCCGUUGUCUACUUCCUGCUGACUGCCGACGCUAUGGAGCGCUGCAGCACCGAGCAGACCACAAACACAAUGUACAAAGAUACCCUGUCGCUAAUUAAAUUUAUCUCCACUAAGUUUCGUCCCUAUCAGCAGUCAACGAACGGGCAGCACGAAACGCACAACAAAGUGGCCAUUCUCAGUUUACGCUGCCAGUCGUUGAUAUCACUGAAGCUUUAUAAGCUACGAAGGGCAAACUGCCGCGCCAUCAUUGCCAGCCUCACGGAUUUCUUUCGCGUUGGCAGGGGAGACAUGGUCAACGGCAACACGCCUUCCUCCAUAUCACCAUCGAACUCGGUUGGCUCACAGGGCUCCGGUUCGAAUACGCCGCCAGGCAAAAUAGUGCCUCAGGAUACACACAAUCAGUUGUGCAAGCAGAACGAGUAUCUGAGUUAUGUGCAUAGUGCUCACGAGUUGUGGGAUCAAGCCGAUCGAUUGGUGCGCACAGGCAACCAUAUAGAUUUCUUCCGCAAACUGGAUCACGAGAACGGCCCGCUAACGCUGCAUAGCACCAUGCAUGAAGUUUUCCGGUAUGUUCAGGCGGGUCUUAAGACGCUCAGGGAUGCCGUUUCGCAUCCGGCACAUCAGUCCUAGUAGCGACAGCGGCAACGUCAAUCGCAAACGCAAAGGAAUCGGAAACGGAAACACCACCAAACGUGUCUAAAUGAAAGUCAGGCCAAAUUAGCAACUAUUAUCUACUACAAGCUACUAAUUUAGUUAGUCAUCAAAGGGAGAAACGAAAGAAAAGGAAUCGAAGCCAACAACCUUCCAACAGGUCGAAGAUAACCACAAUAUAAAACAAAAACAACACAAGAAAUGAUUUGUUAUUAAUGUAUAAUUUUUAUAUGUAUGUAUUUUGUAUAUGCACACCAUUUACUUAUUUCCUUAUGCUCAAUUUUCGAUUGUUUUAAGAAUGUUAAGCUUUAUAUUUAUGCCUAGUUUUAAUUGAUAUUACCACAAACGAAAAACAAACACACAUUACAAGUUAUAUUAGGUAUACAUCUAGUCUGUAAGCGCGAAAAGCAAAUAACCAGCUCCUCUUUCCCUGUUUCCUCUUCCCAAAAAACACAAAACUUUUAGUUGAAUUUUGUUUUAGUAGGCGUACUACAGUAAGGAGAAACGGCUUUUUAAAUUGUUUAAGUUUUAGUUAAUUUUGCUUUGCAGCCUUGGUAAAGAGAAAUGUUAGCAAAUAUAAAUAUAUAUAUUAUCGCCUAUAUAAAGAAAAGUUAUAGUUAUAAAUUUUUUGUAACAUUUCAAUAUGAAUUAUGUUUAAUGCAACUAUUUUAUUAAUUUUAAAUUAAUUUUUUAAAAAGCAAUCACAACACGUUUUUAGAACAAAAUACAUGAAUGAAAACAAAAUAUAUAUAUAACAUAUAUAUAUAUUAAUAUAUAUUUCAAAUAUAUACAUGAAAAUGUAUCCUUUGUUUGGUUUUAUUUGUUUCACCUUCACCCCAUCCAACCUAUCCCCAAGAUAUUCGAUUUAAUUCAUAAUGGGUGCCUCAAAACUCUCACACAUACGCAACAACUAAUAGUGCAUUAGUAGACUUAAACGAGUUAAAAAUCAAUCGAAAUAGACUUGCCCUUGAAAUAGUUAUAUAAGCUGUACAUAUAGCCGCCGAUAUACAAGAAAUAUAUUUUUAAAUGCCAAAAAAGUGAAUGCUGUAAACUACUUUAAGCCGAUUUCAAUAAGAGGGUUUUGGAUUACGAUGGGGAUAGGAAGGUACUUACCCAGAUAUAUGGAAUAUAUUGGAAAGAUCGAUGGAUCGUUAAGCAGGCAGCAAAAUCUUGUUGACUCUUUUUUUGGCAUAUACGAAAACGAAAACUACGAAAAUCAAAGCGAAAAUGAAACGAAAAACAAAAUGGAAUGGAAACCAAAAUAAAAAGAAUAUUAAAUUAUUAUUAAUAAUGGUUCUGGGGAAACAAGGCAUUCGAAUUCAACAAAUGAAACCGAAAAACAUUUAAAUUAUAGACAAAUUUUAAGUUACCACUAAAGAAUGCAGAUGGCAGUGCAGUGCAACUAAGUGUAAUUAUUAUAAAUUGAUACACAUACAUACAUAUGUAUUGUUAAUUAUUAAAACACUGUAAAUAAUAAAAUUACGUAGAUGGAAACACAUGGACACACACAAGCAUAUAAUUAAAUUAAACAUAAUUACAUGCCUAAUUAUACAUACUUAUAUAUAUAUAUUGGUAUAUAUAAAGAUAUAUAUAUAUAUAUUUUUAUAUAUAUACACGAUGAAUUAAACUAAACGACGUAGAAAUUAUAGUUAAAUUUUUUCAAAAUGACAAGAUUAACUUGCAGCAAUAAGCAACCGACAACAACAACAAACAGCAACAGCUACAACAACAACAAACGAAACGCGCCUAGUAAUAGUUAAUAAUUAUAUUUUGUUAAGCGUUAUUGUAGUGAAACAAAGCAAACCGACAGAUCGAACAGCAAAACCAACAGAAUUAAGUUUUAAGCUGGACUUUGGAAGGGCAGGGCUAGCGAGGCGAAAACCAAAAUGAACGCAAGACAACAAGUUGUUCAUUAACAAAACUAGAAGUAAAUAUAUAUUUUGUACAAAUAUAAUUAAAUUCAGCCGCAGCUAAAACCAAGUACACUUAUUAAAGUUUAAGCAACAACAAACAAGAAACAACCAAUUUAAUAUGCAAUUACCGUAACAGUAGUUGAUAAAUCAAACGAAUAAAACAUCAAAAAUUGUAACAUUUA